AUGGCGCACAGAGAAAGCUCAUAUAUUGGUGUACCAGAUGAUGAUGGCAUGUCUGGAGAAUAUGACCAUACACCUUAUUUAAUAGGUAUUACUGCAUCUCCUUUGCGAAACAAAUAUAGAGAUAUGUUGAUGCAGAAAGUAGAGCAGUUUGACGGUAUCGAUUCGCAGAAUAAAGAAAACAAGAAUGCUACGGAUGAUGCUGGCAAUUCUAGCUAUGAUGAGUGGAUAAACUUCGAACCUUCCUUUCAAAAACAGCGGUCUUUUUCUGGUGAGAGCUCAGAAGAGGAAUUUACAAUUAACUCUAGCUUGGGCGACGUAAUCUAUACUGAUGAUGACGAUGCCGAUGACUUUACGGAUAACGAAGAGGAACCUCAAGAAGAACCUGUUUACUCUGAAGGAUCAAAUUACUAUUAUGAUGGAAACGAAAACGAAGAUUUUGCUGAAGAUCCGAUGCUGACCCAUUUAACAUCUAUACUUUCUCAUCUUGCUAGGGUGAGUACACUAAAAAAGAUACUAAGCGCUAAGUUUCUUUUAAUGAUAGCGAUAACUAUGGCAGUUGCUUCGGGAAUUUUAUUUAAUCAUCCCAACCGAUCGAACUUAGAUUCCACAACAGUGAAUGCUCAACGCUUCAAAAAUGAAAACAAUUCGGCACUAAUGCUCCAAAAACAGUUGGAUCAUAUUUCAAGAGAAUUAUCCCAGAGAAAUCAAAAUAUAAAGCUUGCUAUGAACCAAAGAAUUACUAUUUUGAUUUCACAGCUUGAAAAAAAUAUAAAGAGUGUUAUACCGACUAACGAAAAAAAGAUAGCCCAAGAUCUAGAUAUCCUAAAUAGAGACCUCAAAUUUAUUUCUUCCAUAAUAUCUUCUCGUAAGUUAGAAAAUAAGAAGGGAGAUCGAAAAAAUAUGUUACCAAAUGAAAUAGACAUAUUAAUCAAUAACAAUAUUACAGGAAAACAACAAUCAUCGCUUAUAACAGAUCCAAAGUUACAAGAUUUUGUUGUAAACACACGGUCAGCACUAAAGUCGAUUUUCCGACUAGAACCAAAUAUUGAUCUGUUGAACAUAAGGGCAGUUCUAGAUAACUACACUAGCUCAGAUGCAAUGGAUUAUGUUACGCGUGAAUAUAUGUCUAACAUCGUAUCAAAAUCAUUUUCCAAAACUAAGUCUGAUAUACUAGAUUAUUUGAAUCUAGAAAUUCAUUCUCUAAGGGGCAAGCAAUGUGACGACGAGACGUCUAUCAAGGCUUUUAUUUCACAAUUAAUUGAUUCUUUAACAGUACAUGUGGAUAAUGAAUUAGAUUAUGGUACAUUGGAACAAGGUAGUCAGAUCUUACCAUACCUGACAUCGAGAUCAUACAGAAGGUCGCAAUAUAAUAGUAAUCCAUUAACUGCCUUCCAAUCGAAUGAACUAUUCUAUUGCAAAUCAGAGCCUUCUUGUUCAAUAGCCAUUCGUUUUAAGGAACCAAUCUAUUUAACUUCAUUAAAAUAUAGCCAUGGAAGAUUUACAAAUAACGUACAUGCUUUGAACUCUGCACCCAAGAUUAUCGUAGUUUACAUUAAACUCCAUACCAAAGAUGCAAUGAUACUGAAAACGUUUGUGGAAAGCGCCUACAAACAUAGCAGAUCGUCGAAUUCAGAAGGCAAUAUAUUCUAUGAUAAAGAUAAGAGUUAUAUCAAAAUUUCCGAAUCUGUUUAUGACCUGGCGAAUAAUAAAAUAACUCAAGAUCUCUCCCUACCCCUAUGGUUUACUAAUAUGAAACUGCCAGUACGAUCUAUAAUAUUUGAAGUGCAUGAAAAUUACGGGCAUACUCAGUAUACUGCAUUUGGGAAGGUAUCUAUCAAUGGAAUAACUCAAGAAGAUCUAAAUCUAAUGAUUGGUGAGAAUGAUUGA
This is a messenger RNA of Naumovozyma dairenensis CBS 421, 1887 nucleotides long. It is a transcript of the gene MPS3, whose product is annotated as Mps3p. The coding region runs from base 1 to 1887 and encodes 628 amino acids. Gene Ontology annotation, molecular function: protein-membrane adaptor activity. NCBI's taxonomy places the organism in Eukaryota, Fungi, Ascomycota, Saccharomycetes, Saccharomycetales, Saccharomycetaceae. The transcript has a single exon. The record is from RefSeq and is a predicted model, not a curated record. Gene Ontology annotation, cellular component: nuclear envelope; meiotic nuclear membrane microtubule tethering complex. Gene Ontology annotation, biological process: nuclear envelope organization.